Molecule: messenger RNA, 3601 nt
Organism: Symbiodinium necroappetens
Lineage: Eukaryota; Dinophyceae; Suessiales; Symbiodiniaceae
Source: the annotation of a GenBank genome assembly
AUGUCGGACCGUGCAGCCUCCCCGGAGGGGGCUUUAUCCUCGCCUGCCUCGGCUAUUGUUGUCAAGCGAUUCAAGAAGAAGCCGUUACCGGUGGUUGCAUCGCAGGAAUCACCUGGACAGGUGUCCGCGGAGGACCCUCUUCAUUGUGCUUUGGAUCAGUUUGCAUCAGGUAUCACACCAGACUGCAUCCCCAUUUUCUCCAUUGAGGUGGGGACCGUUGUUUGCGCCAGAGACACCUACGCCUACAUUGCAGCCAGCACCGUCUCGACCGGUCAGGUGGUCUUAGACUCCGAGGAUAUGGGGUUGGUGCCUUACAUUGCAUCAAUCCUAUUCUUCCAUGUCUCGUACCCAGGCACGGUGCGGGCCCCGACCUCAUCCGCGGCUGGUCUUACUGCAUCCACGGUUGCUGGUGUGACUGACACUUUUCUGGAAGGGUCGCCGCAGGAGAUUCAACCAGCCGUUGCAUCCUCGGCCGUGGGCAGCAGUGCGCCAGCCAUUGAGUGCAAACUUGAGAUUGCUCCAUCAGGCGACACUACACUUGAGGAGAAGACGUCUGAAUCGGACGGCUCGCUACAUGGCUCCAUCGGCCCUGCGGACGAGGUUGCAUUUCUGUGUGCGGAAACCUCUGAUAUUUUGCACGCGUCCAUUCAGGGCAGGGUGAUUCCGGCUUGCGCCUGCCGGCACAUCGGCUCAGCCCGCCACAAGGUCCGAAGUGCCCUUCAGUUCUUGUACGAUACAGACGUACAUCAUCUGUCGUCGGUGAUCCGUGGCGGACCGGACACAGGACGCUCGAAGUUGCUUCUGUCCCUUACAUUGAGUACAGACGCAAACCUGCGCUUCCAUUACGAGAAGGGUGGUGGAAAGGGAGCUACAUCAAGCUGGACGACAGACAACAGUACAUCUACGGAUCCGGCGCAUGAGCAACAGUCAGCUCCCUCCAAUCCAUUACCUUCUCAGGCCGCUGGCGUCGACUCCACUGCACCCGCAACGACUACAUCGACCUCGGCGGCGGACUCAUCUAGCACUGACACUCCAGCGCAAGCCGCUGCAAGCCACGGCACAGGUUCGAACACGGCUCAGUCGCCUCCAUUGGACCAGGGCAAUGACGCUGGCCAACCUGCAUCUACGGGCCAAGCGGGGGACUCCAUUACAUCAGGCAACAGGGGCCUGAGACAGGUCGUUCCGCCUACAUUUGCCCCGGUCCCGGGGAUGGCAAGUGCAGAAUCAGCGCACGCCAAAUGGUGUGCUGCCGUGAACCUUGCGCCUCGUGCGCUGGACUGUGUGGUUAUUCAUCAGAACUCCCGCAGGCCUUCAGAAGAGGAUGUUGAGCAUUCCUGGCGCCUGGAUGCCGCGGCUGUGGACUUUUCUUGGUUCGAUGAUUUCAUCUUUGAUGAAGUCUCCGAUCGCCAAAUGUACAUGAAAUGCAAUCCGCCGACAAAGAGGCCUGGCGUUGCCCACCUUUCAUUGCUGACAAAGGUGGCAAGUGGCAAGGGUCGCGAAAACAAGGGCAAAGGCACGUGGAGCUCGAUAUGCAUCUCGCACAACGAGCUCCUUCGGCUACAUCGAGACUCGACAAAUGAACCGAAUACAUUGAACUAUACGGUUACACUCGGUCCAUUUACAGGGGGCGGGCUACUGUUGGAGUCCGCGUCCGGCGAGCAUUGCCAUUUCGUUGAAGAACUGAACCGCAGCCUCAACUUUUGCAUGGUUGAUACUAAAGAUCAGCCGUUUGCAUUUGACGGCAAUCUCUGGCAUGGGACCGCUCCAUUCCAGGGAGACAGGUGGGUGAUCACAGCCUACACUUGCAGAAACUUGGACAAGAUGCAGGACUCUGAUGUUCAGGCACUUCGUUCAUGGGGUUUUCCUCUACCGCUGACUGAUACAUUGCUAUCGUCUGUGGCAUCCAGUCGGCUCUCGGCAUCUUUGGAGCUGCCAUCGAAAUUCUGCUUGUGGCUUGGUUCCCUUGCGCCGUCAGCUCGGGACAUGCUUGCCUCAAAGUCAGUGCCUUUGAUUCCAGUUUUGGACUUGGGCGACAUUAAAUUGAGAAGGCAAAUACUUCGCUGUGCGGCAGAGGGAGUCCUCUCUACCGUUUUCAUUCGGUUUUCAGACAAGUGGACUGCAGAGCACAAUGGUUGGGUGCUACAGCUUUGCAAGCUUGCUUUUUCGUGUGGGACGACUGUGCAUUUGGAUAUCUCCGCUUGGGACAGGUGCUGGUACGACCCGCUUUUCAUUCACUGCGUAGCGACAGGUUUUCGUCAUGUGGUCCAGAUUCCCCCGUGUGGAUUUCAGGGCUCUGAAGGCACUCCAGAAUAUCCAGUUCCAUUGGUCGAGGCCUUUGGCAAACUUUUCCUGUCUGUCGACGGCGUUGCAGGAGUCGAGAUUACUGUCUCCAUCGGAGACGAGUUGAUUGGUCCAUUCCUGUCGACCAACCGUACUGCCUACGUGCACUGUCAGCACUUUCUACAUCCUUGCAUGAUUGUGAUAUGGUGUUUCGCGCCAUCCUGUCGUGCUGUGGAAGAGGAUUCCCUGUCCAUUUCUAUGGAAAAUUGGCAGGGGGCCGAAGCGGAUCCACUCCUCCUCGAGGAGUUGGUUCAAAUUGAAGUGGACAGCGGUUGGCUUCGCUGCAUUGAUUCAUUGGAGGAUGCUAGAAAGAUCUGGCCCAAUGUGGCAGUGGGGAAACUGAACAUCGUCCAUUCCGCAGGUCGCAAGCCACGACUCGUUGUGGACUCGUCCAUAUGUGGCACGAAUUCUGCAUGUCUCAUUCCGGAAAGGACUUCAUUACCCGCACUGCAAUCUGUUCAGUGUUCAUGGCCACUGCGCGGUCGGCACGAGCCUGUGGCAGCAUGGUCCAUUGAUGUGAAAUCGGCUCAUAAGUCCAUUAGAGUGCGCGAGUCCGAACAAGGGUUGCUUGGCGUUCGAGUGGGCCCGAAGUUCUUUUUCUACAAGGUCUGUCCAUUUGGGGCAGCUUUCAGUGCAUUCUGGUUUGCUCUCCUCGGUGCAUUUUUUGUGCGAGCAUUGCGUCGGCUUAUUUAUAUUUCUCAUUUCCUUGCAUUAUAUGUUGAUGACUUCCUUGGUUAUCAGUCGGCUACAGUUGCAGAGAUGUCUCUUUGCAUUACCUUAUGCUUUUGUGGUGCUUUUGGCAUUCCAUUAUGUUGGAAGAAGCUACAGUUUGGCUGCUGCAUUCGUUGGAUUGGUUGGGAAUUGGACUUUGACAUGGGCUGUGUUUCCAUUCCCACAGACAAGUUGGAGAAGUUGGCCGAGUGCAUUUCAUUGGCCUUGCGCGGCAAGUACACUGACCUGCGCACACCAAGGGCUACAAACUACAAGGACAUUUGGCUUCGCAUUUCUGUGGAAGCUGCUGCUGAUGCCAUGGGCAACGGUUCUACAUUUGCGAUUGGUGGUUACGUUACACUUCCCUCUGGCGAAUUUUGGUUCUCUGAGCUCACAAAGACAUCAGUUGUUACGAGUGCCUUGGACAAAUUGCACUCGUAUGGUGACAAGAAUGUUGAGGCGGAUUAUUUGAGUCGCUGGAAGCCUCCUGCCUUCCAGGUGGCAGCCAUCGUUUCGACGACGAUUUACAUUGCGACAGCUUUGGGGAGCA